AUGGACGCCGACAUGGCCGCCAUGUUCCCCAAUGGGAUCCGGGCCUUGCUCGUCGACGACGACGCCAAGUUCCUGAAAUCGGCUACCGCGACGCUCUCCGCCCUGAACUUCGAAGUGGUGACCUGCAGCACCGUCGCGUAUGCCCUCAGGUCCCUCACCACCGGCAAGCUCAAAGGCUUCGACGUCGUCCUCGCCCACGCCGCCAGGGCCGCCGCCUGCGGCUUCAACUUCCGCGCCAUCGUCGAGGCCGACCUGCUCAUCCCCGUCAUCUACUUCCUCCCGCCGGACCACCAGGCCGCCGGCGACGAGGCCGAGGAGCUGCUGCGCACGCUGGAGGCGCGGGGGGCCUACGUCAUCCAGAAGCCGCUGGACGGCGACGAGGUGCGCACCCGGCUGUGGACCGUCAUCGCGUGGCGCAAGUGCGGCCUGGAGACCAAGGCGAGCGGCGGCGGCAAGCGCGGCGGCGCCGUCCACUUGGAGGCCGGCGUGGGCGCCGGAGGGGAGGACGAGGGCCGCGUCCACUACAAGGUCGUGAGGGCAAGAGCGGCCCGGAAGAGGAAGGGCGGCGCCGGCAGCAGCCAACCCGCCGGAGGUUAG
Molecule: messenger RNA, 597 nt
Organism: Panicum virgatum (switchgrass)
Lineage: Eukaryota; Viridiplantae; Streptophyta; Magnoliopsida; Poales; Poaceae
Product: two-component response regulator ORR32-like
Exons: 3
Coding region: 1-597 (198 amino acids)
Biological process (GO): phosphorelay signal transduction system; cytokinin-activated signaling pathway
Source: RefSeq, a predicted model, not a curated record